Messenger RNA from Ipomoea nil (Japanese morning glory), 857 nucleotides. RefSeq names its product pathogenesis-related genes transcriptional activator PTI5-like. NCBI's taxonomy places the organism in Eukaryota, Viridiplantae, Streptophyta, Magnoliopsida, Solanales, Convolvulaceae. The record is from RefSeq and is a predicted model, not a curated record. Gene Ontology annotation, biological process: ethylene-activated signaling pathway; regulation of DNA-templated transcription. Gene Ontology annotation, molecular function: DNA-binding transcription factor activity; DNA binding. The transcript has a single exon. The coding region runs from base 127 to 591 and encodes 154 amino acids.
CUCUCUGCAGCUUCCUGCUAGUUUCCUCGUACACAAAAAUAUUAGGUUGUCCCAAUUUAAACAAGGCCGCCACCCCAACCGAAAACCACAAACUUCACAACCUUAAUUUUUACGAUAAGACCAGACAUGGUUCCUGGUACCCAGAAUGAGCUCCCCUUGAACGAAAACGACUCACAGGAGGUGGUUUUGUACCAGAUCUUGAAUGAAGCCGCCGCCACACUAAACUCCAGCCCCUUUUUGCAGCCCAGAAGCAGAGGAAUCCCCCAGCAGAGCAUCCUCCGCCCAACGCAGUCGAUAGCCAAGAAGCAUUACAGGGGCGUGCGGCGGCGGCCGUGGGGGAAAUUCGCGGCGGAGAUUCGCGACUCGGCCAGGCAGGGCGCUAGGGUGUGGCUGGGCACGUUCAACACGGCGGAAGAAGCCGCCUUGGCUUAUGACCGGGCGGCUUUUCAAAUGCGUGGCGCAAGGACACUCCUCAACUUCCCGGCCCACUUGGUGGAAGCGCCGCCGUCGUCUGUGCUUAGACUGCACUACCCAUCCAACAGUUGCAGCAACGAAGCUUCGAGUGGCGGUACGGUGAAUCCAAAUACAUAAAGAAUUCUGUUCUCCUGGAUUUUCCGACAAGUGGCCGCCGGAGAUAGAACAGAGCUUACAUGCAUGAAAUGUUUAGGAAUCUUAUAAAACAUUAUUAUAUAUACAAUAUAAUUUAAUUUGCAUAUCAUAUCGUGUAAAUUAAAUCUCUAGCUUUCCAUGUUUCUCGUUUACUUUUCUUCCAUUUCUCGAUCUAUUGGAUGGAUGGGAAUUGGUUGUCUUGUUGUUUCUCGGAUGAACAUUUUGAAUUUCGCAUUGGUUUCUUACUA